Molecule: messenger RNA, 1924 nt
Organism: Penaeus indicus
Lineage: Eukaryota; Metazoa; Arthropoda; Malacostraca; Decapoda; Penaeidae
Gene: Reg-5
Exons: 4
Coding region: 143-841 (232 amino acids)
Source: RefSeq, a predicted model, not a curated record
GGACUCGCCAGCAACAGUUUCUUACUAGCUCUCGUCGGAGCAAGUACCCGAGGAGCCUUUAACACGAGCACCUGUCAAGUAUUGACCCUCGCACACUUGCGCACCACCGCGUCGACACAACAACUCACGUGCACUCUCCAAGAUGGUCGCGCUGAAAGCCCUGUUCGUCCUUGCCACCUGCACCCUCGUGUCUGGGUCGGCCAUACCCAUUUGGGAACUUCUCACCAAGCAAGAGAAGAUGGGUCGCCUCAUGUAUGUCUUCAUCCACCUGGUAGACCAGUAUUGCAAGGAUUCGAACAUUCCUGAUUGCCAGAAGGUCCUGACACUCUAUGGGAUGUCCAAUUUGGUGAACGAGGAGGAAAACUCCUUGGAUUUCAUGGACCCUUACCAGAGGGACUCCCGCAGCAUCAUCUGGGAGAAAGUCAUGAAGGGCGAUUUCAAGCUGCCAUCUGGCAAGACUUUCUACUCUAACGACCCAUCAUCGGCCGACGAUGAAGAUUACGAGCUUGUGAACGAGGUGCGUGAUAGUUCGUACCCAAGCCUUUCCUUCCGCAAGAACACCAACGACCCCCACCCGUAUGCCGUUCGGGUGCCCGCCCCCGUCAAGGUUGCUGCCGCCCACGCACGCGCCCAAACCCAAACCGAUGCCCAGGUUGGCGGCGUCCCCAGCAGCCACCCAUACGCCGUCCGAGUGGCCCGCGAGACAGCGACCCUGGGCAUCAAGGCCAGCGCCGACUUCGAGCCCAUGAGGAGCGAGAGGAGACUGAAUCCCGUUUUAAUCCAGCGCAUCCUGCCACGCUCCUUCGCCGCCUCCUUCAACAGCAGGAGGAACUCGUCUUGAAGAAGUGAAGGGCCUUGAGGAAGGUCGUCCGGAUCUGACCAGUACCUCUGUCACUUACGAAGCCACUGUACAAACACGAGAAGGGAGAGACCCUGGGAAGAGAGGUCCCCAGAGUGCUUUGACGAGCUCCAGUGACUGGAGGCGAAGGAGUGCGCAGAUGAAGGGCGAAAUCGGGGCUAGACCGCGGUUGCGCCAAUGCUUUAAGAAGACUCACACAGACGAGUAAGUCCUGCCAAGGGAGGGCGAGUUCCAAUUAUAAGAGGCUUUUAGACUAUGCUUUAUUCGUAUUUAAGCGGCGAGUCUGCCAGUGCGUGUGUGUAUAUAUAACUGUAAAUAUUAUUUAUAUAGAGUGUUUAUCUAGUCAAGGACAGGGCGUCCGCCUUUGAGAGAUAAAGUGAAAAGAAUUCCGAAGCUGGAGCAGCAUGAAGAGCUCUCCUGCAGGUUCCCAGAAGUCCAUUUCCUGAGACCCCGAAGAGAUACUUCGUCGGGAGAACUAGGAUAAAAGGGAUUGCUUUUGCUAGCUCCCAUGUUUUACCUUGAAGAAGAGUAAGAGUGAGGAGUUAAUACUAAGAAAGCUUUGUUCUGUUUGUUUUUAUUAGCAUUACUAUUUUUUGUUCAAAAUCACCACUCUCGAAGUCGGUUCCCGAGUCCGAAUCCAUGGAGUAUCAGAACAGCUGACCCAAGCAGUCUUCCUUCAAGAACAGCACUAUAACAACAACGCUGCGGAAGGCGGAUGCUACUGGAUACUCCAACCUCCAGUAUGGUUAUCCAAAUAGGAUAACGACAAACCAUAUACAAAAAAGAUUGAAAACUUGGUUCCUCUGCGUUCAGAUAAAAAAUAUGAUCAAGAAGGAUACCCUCCAAGAAAUGAUAUCUUAUUAUUGACUAUAUUCACAAUAAUAUUUGAGAAAAACCUUGUUAUCGUUGUUAUUAAGGUGAUCUCCAUUUAUAUCCAUCCCAUACAUCACUUUUUAUUGUUAUCUCUGCUCUUUUCUUCACGUUUUCAUAGCAUAUCAUUUCCAUCUACCAUUUCUUAAUGUAUCUGUAAAUAAUGUACAAAUAAAUCAUUUGUUAUGAACUCUA